Messenger RNA from Quercus robur (English oak), 1318 nucleotides. RefSeq lists its product as uncharacterized. Gene Ontology annotation, cellular component: cytoplasmic exosome (RNase complex); nuclear exosome (RNase complex). Bases 118 to 873 code for a protein of 251 amino acids. Gene Ontology annotation, biological process: U4 snRNA 3'-end processing; exonucleolytic trimming to generate mature 3'-end of 5.8S rRNA from tricistronic rRNA transcript (SSU-rRNA, 5.8S rRNA, LSU-rRNA); TRAMP-dependent tRNA surveillance pathway. The transcript is spliced from 9 exons. Gene Ontology annotation, molecular function: RNA binding. NCBI's taxonomy places the organism in Eukaryota, Viridiplantae, Streptophyta, Magnoliopsida, Fagales, Fagaceae. The record is from RefSeq and is a predicted model, not a curated record.
CUCUUCUUUCUUCCUUAUGCUCUCACACCCCCACCACCCCAAUUUCUGAUCACUGAUUGAUUCUUAAACCACAAAAAUAAAACACAGUCGCGGCGGCUUUUCUCUAAAAAGUGUACAAUGGAAGACAAACCCACCAGUUCACCAACAAGUUUUGUCGACCAGUCAGUCGUACCAGGCGAUGUCGUUCUCGAUCUCUCAAACAUGACUAACCAAACCUUAAAACUCGGUGGUGGUCUCCGACAGGAUUGUGAUGCUAUUUCUGUCAUGAAGGCUGGGAAGCUCAGGUUCUCAAAGCCAAACAAAUAUUGGGUUGAAAGCCCCCAGAAAAGGUAUGUGCCUCAUGCAGGAGAUUCUGUUCUUGGAACUGUGGUGGACUCUAAAGCGGAUAACUUUCUUGUGGACAUAAAAGGACCUGGAUUGGCAUUUUUGCCUGUGCUUGCAUUUAAAGGAGGAACUAGAAGAAACAUACCAAAGUUUGAGAUAGGUACUUUGCUCUAUGUUCGGGUCGUGAAGGCAAACCCUGGCAUGAAUCCUGAGUUGUCAUGCACUGAGGCCAGUGGGAAAGCGGCAGAAUUUGGCCAACUUAAAGAUGGCUACAUGUUUGAAUCUUCAACUGGUCUGUCAAGAAUGCUCCUGAGCUCACCAUGUCCAGUUCUCGAUGCUUUGGGGAAGAAGCUUUCCUUUGAGACAGCAGUUGGCUUAAAUGGCCGUUUUUGGGUCAAUGCCUCCUCUCCAUCUACCGUCAUAGUUGUUGCUAAUGCAAUUAUGAACUCGGAAUCUUUGAGUGGGGUGCAGCAGAGAAUUAUGGUGGAGAAACUGAUUCAGAAUUUAAAGCUAUCAAGUCAGUACUCCUGUACAUUUAUGAUUUCUUAACCAAUAUAUUUAUUUGCUUCUGGUUCUGGAGUAAUUUUCUCUUAUGAAUAUGAAACAAACUAAUUUACUGUUUCUUUGCUGCGUGAUACUGAAAGAAGUGAAUGCUAUAAACAUUAUAGCUGUCACAUUUACCCAUUGUGUUUUACAUGGGAGGAGCAUGGUCACGCGGUGUUACAAAGGCAACAAAAUGAACAAAUUCUUCUAUCAAGCAUCAAAGACGACAAAGUUUCUGCACAAGAUGAUCCUCAAAUAAUCAAUCAUAUGUGCAGGCCUUCCUGCCCAUUCUGCAUUGUCACAGAUUCCCAUCAUGAAAUGAGUCUGCCAAUAACAUUGUAGUUUUUAUUUUUUGUUUCUCUUUAGAACUUGGAAGCUGUAUUAAAAUUUUCUGUUUUAUGUUUUAUCUGUAGAAUAGGGGAAGGGAGUUAACAUUGUAAUUUUCAACUUA